This is a messenger RNA of Sceloporus undulatus (fence lizard), 1772 nucleotides long. RefSeq names its product RNA-binding Raly-like protein. The coding region runs from base 1 to 639 and encodes 212 amino acids. The transcript is spliced from 7 exons. Gene Ontology annotation, cellular component: nucleus. Gene Ontology annotation, molecular function: RNA binding. Lineage: Eukaryota; Metazoa; Chordata; Lepidosauria; Squamata; Phrynosomatidae. The record is from RefSeq and is a predicted model, not a curated record.
AUGGGGGAGAUGAAACUGAUGUUUGAAAUAACAAUUGGUGUCUUGAAUGGUGGGCAUGUCAUGCACCAGGAGCUGCAAGACUGGGAUGCAGAGGAAGAGUCUGAUGAGGAGGCUGAAGAAAGUGGCUACGUCUUUGACUAUGAUUACUACAGAGAUGAUUUCUACAAUCGGUUGUUUGAUUACCAUACCCGGGUCCCUGCACCUCCACGUGCUGUCAUUCCAUUAAAACGCCCCCGCGUAACUGUAACAGCAACUCGCAGAGGAAAGGGGGUGUUUUCCAUGAAAGGGGGAUCAAGGUCUACAUCAAGUGGAACUUCCUCAUCAGGAUCAAAAUUGAAGUCAGAUGAGUUGCAAACAAUCAAGAAGGAAUUAACUCAAAUCAAAACAAAAAUUGACUCUUUGCUAGGGAGACUAGAGAAGAUUGAAAAGCAGCAGAAGGCUGAAGCAGAAGCCCAAAGGAAACAAAUAGAAGACAGUGCAGAGUUAAUUCAAGAAGAGUGUAUAUCAGAGAAUGCUGACAACUCUACAGAAGAGCCUAUUGAAGGAGGCCUGGAUGGAGAUGGAGAAGAGAUGACUGAUGGCAUAGAGGAGGAUUUUGAUGAGGAUGGAAGUAAUGAGCUGUUUCUACAAAUAAAAUGAAUUGGGAGUCACAUCCAGCCACCUUGGAAACUGAGAACGAUAAUUCACUGACUUCCCAGAAUGUCUGGAUCCACCCACAUUCUGCAGCUAUAUUUGCCUCAUUAUCAGAGGAAGAGCCAAGGACUUGACAGUUCUGAAAAUAAAAUUGCACAGACCCGUUCUGUUUUCAUUGCCUUAACACCAGACUGGUUCAGUUAUGCUUCAUAGCUGAAAAGAGGUGCCAGACGACUAGAAAUAGAAUGUUUUUAAACAGUUGGCAUGUGUAAGGAUUUUUGUGUAAAAGUAUGCUUUUAAGCUAUUACAAGAUUUAAACCAUUUUCUGAUGACCAGGAAGGCAUACUACAAAUGGUUACCUCAUAGGGCCAGGUUUUGCUGCACUCUUUGUGUGCAUUGUGGCAUACACUGAUAUAUUGUAUACAUGCAGUGGAAUACUUAUAGAAUUAGGGAAAGGCUGCUGCCCUACACUUGGUAUGCAUUCCCUGGAUGUGUGCCCUCCACAAUAAAACAUCUUGAAGGGGCUUUUAAAAGACAUUAGUAUUUAUGGAAAUGCAGUUUAGGAGUAAUUUCCCUAACUUCAUUUAUACAAUUCUAGGUUGUGUGUGUGUGGUUUUUUUUUUGUUUGUUUGUUUUUUCCCCCCCCCCCCCCAGUUUUCUGUGCCAGAACUUACUUGCUGUAAGUUCAUAACUGUCAUCUCACAAGUUUGCACAAACAUUUUGCAGGACUUGAAAGACUUUAAUGCUACAGCACAGAGAAUCUCUGACACUCACCUGUUUGAAAAAGAGCAACUUGUGCAUGUUCUUCAUACAGUUUGCAUUAAUAGAAAGAUGUGGGAGAAGAGAAUAACUUUCAGUACAGUAACUUAAAAUGAACUCUGAAUAUCACCAAAUUAGAAAAUUGCUUCUGAUAAUCUAAAUACACAAACUAGGGCUGGCAUCUUAUUAAUAACAUGCAUAGCUGUAAAUCCAACUUUGACCUGUGGAUGUCUUUUCUGACAUUGUGGACGUCUAUUAUCAGUAGUAUUAGUAUUAGUAUUAUUUCUUGCACACUUCUCCCCAUGGAUCGAGGUGGAGAAUAACAGCAGACCAACAAAUACACAACAUCAGUUAAAAACACACGUCAGUUUAAAAGAACA